Molecule: messenger RNA, 1733 nt
Organism: Epinephelus lanceolatus (giant grouper)
Lineage: Eukaryota; Metazoa; Chordata; Actinopteri; Perciformes; Serranidae
Gene: fcer1gl
Product: Fc receptor, IgE, high affinity I, gamma polypeptide like
Biological process (GO): cell surface receptor signaling pathway
Cellular component (GO): Fc-epsilon receptor I complex
Molecular function (GO): IgE receptor activity
Source: RefSeq, a predicted model, not a curated record
AUGCGGAGGACCAGCGGAUGGCAGUGUGGUAGGCGUGUGGUUUCACAGCUUCAAAAAGACGGACAGAGAGCCCCGGACUUCCUGUUCACUGCUGCUCAAAGAGCUCGCUUCACAGGGCUUCUUUUGAAAGAUCUCGCUGACAGCCAACAAGGAAGCAACAAAAACCGACCCUCUUAUCUCAUCUCCAACCCUGCUGUGACCAUUGGAGAGAUGACCGUAUGUUACAUCCUGGAUGGGAUUCUAAUCCUUUAUGGCAUCAUUCUCACCGUCUUAUACUGCAGACUGAGGAUGAGUUCGUCCAACAAAGAACCUCCCAAUCCCGUUGAGAAGAAGCCCGCUGAGGGAGGCAUCUAUGCGGGUCUUACCUCUCACAGCACUGAUACCUAUGAGACCAUUAAAAUUGAUAAAAAACCAGUCGUCUGAUCGAUGGAGGAUUUGGUGCAGAAAGGACGCUGAGCACAAAAACAAAGCUUUAUACUGUAUAUUACAUUGUAUGUUAAGAGUUUCUACAUCCCUUUUCCUGAUGUAAAAUAUAACUUUUAUUUCUAAACUUUGCAUGUAUUAAAUGUUAAACUAAGCUAAUUUAACAGUUUACUAAUAGAAGCUAAGUCAGUGUGUAUUCACUGCACAUCAUUCUGUGUUUCACAGCUGGUUUCACCCAAGUUACGAAAAAAGAGAAGUUUAAAUUUAUCUUUUGUUUCUGUUCAUGUGUUCCCUUUUUGCUGAAUUAAGGAGUGCUUUUACUUCACUUUAUGUGAAAAUCUAGGAGUGCAACAUAUAAUUAUUUUUUUAUCAGCAAUUAAUCUGCUAAUAAUCUAUAUUAUAUAUAUAUUAAUCAAAUGCCCAUGAUGAUUCUUAAAGACCAAAGGUCCAGAUUGAAGGAUUUAGAGGCAUCUAUUAGUGAUGUUGCAGAACUGAAACUCCUCCUGUGUGGGAUACUUGCAGUGGCCAACACAGAAAUGGAAAAACACGAGCGGGCCUUUGCAGAGGCAGUGUCUUUGUUUUGUUUUGUUUUGUUGGUCUGGGCUACUGUAGAACACCCAAGGAUUCUUAUUUCAGGUUAUUUUAAACUAAUGAAAACAUGCCAGUAGAUGCCCCUAAAUCCUACACACUGGACCUUUAAUUGUUAUAGAUUUCUGUGAUAUGCUGUAUGUUUAUUGCAGAAUCCAUAAAUCCAUGAACAUUGUAUGUUACAUGUUAAUUUUGUUAGCUUUUGUCUUAUCAUCUCAAUUUUUGGAGGAAAUUUAACACCAUACUUUCAGUGUUCAAUGUUCUGUGACAAUAAAUACAUGUGUAACAGCAGAGGUAUAACAGCACCAGAGGGCAAUCACACCCUUUCACUGUACAAUCCUGUUUUUUCUUCCUCCAGUCCUCACUCAGAGUCUCGCCUGCUUAUUUACAUGGAAACAUAACUGGAAAUGUAUUCAAAACAGAUUCGUAACAGCCCGUGCAGUCUGUACCUGUGUACUGUUUCCCCCCAGGCUCUUCACAACGACACAAGAAACUCACUCACUCAUCCAGCCGUCUGUUGCAACUUAACCAUUUUAACUUCCAAAACAAAAGAUAACCUACUCAGAUUGGGGUCACAGCUGCAAUUUACAAUAGGGAGCUAUUUUUUAAACCUAUAUGUUUGCUUGGUUCUUGUUCAUAUUAUCAUUGAUUCCCAUUAAACAUGACAAUGUCAGAGAGGUGAUUUCUUUCUGGUGACAGUACAAUAAAUAUAUCAGAGUAUA